AUGGUCUGUACAAGGUCAGAUCUGGGACAUGCAGUCAGUGUUGUAAACAGGUUCAUGGGACAACCAGGAAAAGAGCAUUGGCUAGCUGUGAAGAGGAUUUUCACGUAUUUGAAGGGUACAUCUGAUGUUGGCCUCAUAUAUGGAGGUGAGGCUCCGAGCCUGGUUGCAGGCUAUUCUGAUUCUGAUUAUGCAGGAGAUGUAGAUAGCAGAAGAUCGAUGACUGGUUAUGUGUUUACCUUGGGUAAUUCUGUGAUCAGUUGGAAAGCAACUCUGCAGCCAACUGUGACGUUAUCAACUACUGAGGCAGAGUACAUGGCUUUGACAGAAGCUGCGAAGGAAGGUAUAUUGCUAAAAGGAUUGAUCAGUGAUCUGGGUUUGCAUCAUGAUCAGGCUACAGUGUAUUGUGACAGUUUGAGUGCGAUCUAUUUACCCAAGGAUCAGGUCCAUCAUGAAAGGACCAAGCAUAUUGAUGUGAGAUAUCAUUUCCUGAGAAAUGAAAAGCGGAUUCAAGUGAAGAAAAUAGGGACAUCUGACAAUCUUGCUGAUAUGUUCACUAAACCGGUUCCUCAGAGCAAGGACUGUUUGUACCACCGAACCUCAUUGAUGUCGAGUUUGGUGCAAGGAGUUUACGCAAUGGAACGAGACAGGCAAAACAACCGGAGUGGUUCCGAGUCAUUAGCCACACCUUGGUGGGAGAGUUUCAACUUCACUUUAAUCAAAGAAUUUAGGGACGCAGUUGACGGCUCCAUAUACGGUGCUGUCUUCCAAAACGUGAUCAAUUAUGAGAUUACCCCCAUCUCGAUAGUACCUCCGCGUUACGUGGUUGCGUUACGCGGAACUGUCAUAAGUACAUCUACUUUAAACGAUUUGACGUAUAUCAUCAAUUUACCAUUCGAGACCCUUUAUGACGGGGAGAAGACUAAGCAUGUCACUGGAGAAAUCCGCUCUUUGGUGUCCAAACACGGAAACACAACUGUUUGGAUCACUGGACACUCUCUAGGAGCUGGCCUGGCACUACUCGCGGGAAAGACCAUGACCAUGUCUGGACUCCCCGUUGAGGCUUACAUCUUCAACCCACCUAUCUCCUUGAUUCCUCUAAAACAGUUCGGUUACAAUGACACACUUAAUGAUGCGUACCGACUCACCAGAGAUAUCUUCAAAGCUGGCAUAGCGAAAGUCCUAUCCCUUGAUGAGGAUCAAGAAGGUCAACAAUAUAAGAAUUUAGCUUCGUGGAGACCUCAUUUGUUUGUGAACGAAUCAGAUCCAAUAUGCUCGGAAUAUAUUGGCAAUUUCGAUCACAUAGUCAAUAUGACUGAGGUGGGACUCGGAAAGAUCGCGAGGUUGGCUGCUGGAUACUCAGUUAGGCGUAAGUGUUUCGGAGGAGAAGAAACUUCACCAGAUCAUCUUCAUUUUCUUCCAUCGUACAUUAUGAUUGAAAACAAGACUAAAUUGUCGAACAUUUAUGAUAGUCAUGGGAUUCAGCAAUGGUGGAAUCAUCAAGUACAGUUUACAGUGAGUUAUUAUUCAUACUGAUAAUUCAUUCAUGGCUUUCAAGGCUUCAGUCUUUUCUAUUUCUUGUCAACUGAAUAACUUGUUAAAUUGUAUAUUUUCAAAUGUUUCCUUUUCUUUGAUAAAAAUAUGGUAAGGUACUGUUUGUACUUACAAAAUAAAGCU
Molecule: messenger RNA, 1674 nt
Organism: Camelina sativa (false flax)
Lineage: Eukaryota; Viridiplantae; Streptophyta; Magnoliopsida; Brassicales; Brassicaceae
Product: GDSL esterase/lipase At4g10955
Biological process (GO): lipid metabolic process
Source: RefSeq, a predicted model, not a curated record